This is a messenger RNA of Penicillium soppii, 1578 nucleotides long. RefSeq lists its product as uncharacterized. Bases 1 to 1578 code for a protein of 525 amino acids. NCBI's taxonomy places the organism in Eukaryota, Fungi, Ascomycota, Eurotiomycetes, Eurotiales, Aspergillaceae. The record is from RefSeq and is a predicted model, not a curated record. The transcript has 3 exons.
AUGACGCAACUCGACUUGGGUCGAGCCACCCUCCGAAUCCGGGGCUCAAAGCUGCAGCUUCACAUCACCGCAACAGCUCACUUCAAUCAAUUACAGACCAACAGUAAGAUAGAAAGACAAGAAAGCCUCUCCCAACCGUCUGAUUUUGAAGGUAUUUGGGUCACAGAGGCACCAGAGAUGGAACUGCGCUUCUUCUUCAACAGUGACUGGACGCUGAAGGACACAGUCAACACAUUCGUUUCUGAGCUGGAAAACAAGCUUUGUGGGCUGAAAGUUUGGUCGGACCUCGGAUUCUCGGCUGGACUCAACGUUGAACAUGGCGGGGGGAUUGAUACUUCAGGAACCCAGUGUCUCAAACUUGUCUUACGAAGAGAGCAUAAGACACAAAGCCAUAAAAGGGGUUGGAAUUUGCCUAUUGUGAUGGCAAAUCCCCCAGAUGUGUGCCCACCUCCGGAUGUGCUGUCGGCUACUUUGGUCUCAAUUAAUGUCUCUCUGGAGUAUUGCCUUCAGGAUGAGAACAUGAUACAAACCCAAGACUUUGUCGACUAUGGGUUUGGAAUUUCCCAAAGAAAUUUGCCAGAUCUUCUUACCUUUGAAUCAAGCGCCGAGGCGACAUUGCAGCCAGAAAUCUCAUCCUCGAUGCCUGGAAAUAUUUGGCUCGAUACAAUGCACCACGAGACACUUUCUCAAUCGCUCGAAUCCCAUAUCUUUCAUACAUCGGGGAGCAGGCCAAACCCAUCCUGUGAUGACUUUUUUCAACUCUUCGAGCUCGGCAUGCGAAUGCUGGUUAUCUCCAACCCAAUAAAGGACCCCAAAACUCGCAUCUUCAAGGAUGCAACACUCAAAUGUCUUCCAGAUAUAGCCCCUGCAGCGUUUAACGCUGGGCAUCGAGAGACAAUCAAUCAACGAGGAGUUACUAUCCCAAUUAUCACAAAAGCAAUCUCGAUCAUGCUCAAUGGAAGCCAGAGCCGCUCCAUCGAGGACAAAUUGCCAAAUCUUCUACUGUCUCCUCCCUCGUACGUUAGUUACCCCGCGACAAGCCCCCAAGUAGCAAGUUUAAGGGCUGCCAUCCAUUUUCGACUUUGGCGUAUAGCCCAGGAAAAUACACGCAAGUCGAAGCCCCUCCAAAGAAAGUCAUUGAAGUUUCCUACUACUCCAUCGGACAGAAAUAUGGAUCCGCCACAGGAUACUGCAUGUCCUUGGUUUCUGGAUCAGCAGAACCUUAACAGCUUGUCUGGUACAUGUCCCAACUACCAAAUUCGGCAAAGCGAGGAGAGUGAAGUCAACUUUGCGAGUAUUUUCAGUCAUUCCAGCUGCCAAACUGAGUCCGAGGGUCAGCUUUUGGACGAUUGCAGUGAGACGAGUUUCACAGACAUUGGUGAAUCAACCCAAACAUCUCUUGAUACAUUGUUCUCCGCAGCUUUAUCUUCUCAGACUGCUGAGAUUGAUGAUGAGAAUAUGCUGUUAUCGAACUACAGGGGACUGGCAAAAUAUGGGGACGGACUUGUGACUGGCUCGUAUUCUCGAGGGAAAAUGGAGACCCAUGAUGCAGAUAUAUUGAUGUUGGAUGGGUUUUAG